GCAGCACUUAAGUUUAUUACUCAAAUCCUCUUACGGUUAUUCUGUCCUGAUUGGACGCGGGAACAGCCGGGACACGAGCAGCGUCCAGUCAGCGUCAACUUGCUGACCUCGCGGGUUGUAAACCUCAUCCGCCCGUGGCCAAAACCUGUCGAACCGGCCAGCGUGUCCUGUAGACACAGACAACAAACUACAGCAUGACGAUGGCGGGGUUAACGGAGACACCUGAGACCGGCAGCGUUUGGGCAGAGCAGACAUUUAGGAAGUGUUAGAGGAUGAAGAGUUGAUUUGUUCUCAGUUAUGUGAGGAUGACGGACACUCAAGAGAACAAAAUGGACUGGAUAUAUCAGCGGUGUAACAAGGAUACGAUGUCGAAGUCGCGCUUUUUGCUCAUUUGUGGGACGAUAAUGCUGACCAUCACACUGUACCCAGUGCUGAGGAUGCUGGGGGUUCAGCUUCACGCUACACUGAGUGGGAGUUACGUGGCUGGACACCACUCCAUAUUGCUCAUCAACUGUCCUACUGAGCAGGUGGCUAAAGAUAUUGGCAGACACAUCAUGGAGAAAAGGAUGGCAGCAUGUGUGAAUAUUCUUCCCCACACCUCCACCAUGUACUACUGGAAAGGAGAGAUUCGGGACGCUUCAGAAAUACUGCUGCUGGUGAGGACCAGAACAUCUCUGAUCCAGAGGCUCACCGAAUUUAUAACAGCUAUGCAUCCAUAUGAAAUUCCAGAAAUCAUCAGUUUUCCAAUUGAAGAUGGAAGUCUGUCUUACUUGAAGUGGAUGGAUGUUGCAGUUCCUGAGGUAUGACCAGUAUCCACUGUCUAGUGAAAUGCACUCCUAUUGGAUGAAGACUUGAAUGUUCAGUUCUGGAUCAGGUAUUAUGGACUAUCAAGUUGAAGGUGGCUUUGAUUACAGGGAUGGGGAGGCAUGAGACGCCCCCAGUCUGUUCACAGUCCUUUGAGAGUAUUUUUCAUCAGAUUGGGGAAAAAAACAAAUGGCUGAUCAAAACAACUUUGAUUCGAUUUCUCAAAUCUUGGUUGAAAUGUUUAAAUUUUGAACAAUUUCCAAUACAGAGAAGUACUUACAGGUACUUACAGUACCUGAAAUAUUCAGACACUACUUUUAGACUUUCAGACUCGUGGCAUACAGAGUGAGGACUUGGACGCAGGAGAUAUAAGUGCUUAACGGUGACUAUAAUGUCCCAAACAAGAAAACAUAAAGGAAAUGUCUAAACAUAAAGCAUUAAUGAAUGGAAUGCUGACUAAAGUACAGCUAACACAGCUGCUUUUUCUCUUAGAGGUAUUCAAAUUAAAGAUGUUGAAGAGUUGUAUAUUGUAUAGUAUAAACUAAACUAAUCCUGUAUAGCAAGCCAACCAAAACUAUCCAGCUGAAGUGACUGCUAAUGAAGGAAGAGAUGACAGCACAACUGAUAAAGUCGAACACGCUGAAAAGACUUUGUCUCAUUGUGUUUAUUCAUGUUUCAUUUUCAACAAGUUUGUUUGAAUAAAAAGCGCAUUUCUGUGUGCCAUGUUUGCGUUUA
Messenger RNA from Pygocentrus nattereri (red-bellied piranha), 1539 nucleotides. Its product is annotated as protein CutA homolog. The record is from RefSeq and is a predicted model, not a curated record. The transcript has 6 exons. Gene Ontology annotation, biological process: response to metal ion. Lineage: Eukaryota; Metazoa; Chordata; Actinopteri; Characiformes; Serrasalmidae. Gene Ontology annotation, molecular function: copper ion binding. The coding region runs from base 306 to 806 and encodes 166 amino acids.